CUUUACUCCACCAAAACAACACCCGAAGAAGAAGCGGCUUCCUCCAUGUGAGAAAAAGGUUCUUUUUGUAGUGAUGUUGCCGUUGAAGGAGAAGGACAAACCUCUGGUUCAGAAGCUGCUGUCAUCGGGCUGUUGUCCGCGGUGUGUGCUGCGUUUCUGCUGCAUCAAUGUCCAGUCCCUUUACAAGAUCCCGCCCCAGGAACUACUUAAGGAGCUCAAAGAGUUCAUCGGUCAUGGUGAAAUCUCAGUGGGAGAAACGAUCGAGAAUAAGAGCCAAUCAGACGCAGAUGCUGAACAGGAAGCAGAUGAAGCUCCACCCCCAAAGCGAUUCAAACCAGAAGAGACUGAACCGAUGAGAGAAGAGGAGAGUCCUGUUUGUCCUGUGUGUCUGGGGGUCUUACAGGAGCACUGUGACCAAACACUGGCCUCCAAGGUGGCAGAAGCUAUAAAAACUGAAAAUUAUGAAUUUGACUCCCUGGUUUUGUCAGUGUCUCUUCCUGCUCAGCUCUGUGUUCGAGAGCAUUCAUGUUGGCUUCAUGUAAAGACUGAAGUAAGAGCAAAGAGUCUUGUAUUGGGAAAAGAUGAUGUGAUUCAAGUGAAGGAAGCAUUCAAGUGGAACAUGCAGAGUCUGGUCUCAAAGACGCUAGGGGGCGCUGCAGUGGUCUCAAAGAGUGCGUUUGAGGUCGGUGUGGAGUUUGUUCAUCCAGACACUGACAAAGACUGCCAUUUUCUAGCAACAACAUGCUCAGACUGCUUCAAACCAACAAAAAAUAAAGAGUCAGUAUUCACACGGAUGGCUGUUGUCAAAGCCUUGGAGAAAAUUUCUGACACCAAUUUUUUGAAACAUUACCCUUGUCCUCCCCCACGCCACUCCUCCAGCUGUGUGUCGCGGGACGUCCAGUGUCUGCACACGUCAGUCUUCAUUGCAGGCAGAUACAAUAAGUUCUGCCGCAGUUUGCCCCAGACGCCGUGGCUCAUCAAUGGAGAGCGAAGGAUGGAGUCUUCUGUGGAGGAACUGAUUGCUGGACCUAUUCUGGAAACUUUCAGAGCCACAGGUUUUAAUUUUUCCUCAUCUGGCAGAGAAGAUGUAGAUGUAAGAACACUUGGAAACGGACGUCCGUUUGCGAUGGAGCUAAUCAACCCUCACAAACCCAAGUUUAACCGGGACCAAAUAAAAAAGAUACAACAGGAAAUAAAUGAUUCGUCUGACAAAAUCCGUGUUCGAGAUCUACAAAUAGUAUCCAGGGAGGCAAUGGGUCGAAUGAAGGAGGGAGAGGAAGAGAAGACAAAGUCAUACCGGGCUCUGGUCUGGACUGAGAAACCCAUUGAGAAAGAGGACAUCAGUUUUCUCAAUGACAUCAAGGAGCUAACCCUCGAUCAGAAAACCCCUCUGCGAGUGCUCCAUCGUCGCGCAUUGGCUGUGAGACCCAGAGUGAUCCACAGCAUGAGCUCAGAGUACAGGGACACACACCACUUCUACCUGGAGCUCAAGACACAGGCCGGCACAUACAUAAAGGAAUUUGUUCACGGAGAUUUCGGUCGAACCAAACCAAACAUGUGUCAGCUGCUGCAGACAGAGACAGACAUUUUAGAGCUGGAUGUAGAGUCUGUAGAUGUGGACUGGCCGCCUCCAAUACCAGAGUGAACCGUGACUUGAGCUGCUCUGAAAUGGACAAAUCAAACCUGACAGAAAACCAAAGGCCAGAUCGGGGUCGUAGAUGAUAUCAGGACGAGAGAUGAGCUGUACUUUUGGACUGAAUAUAAGCCAGAGAGCUUGUAUAAAGUGUUAAGUUAUAUCUUGGACCUUUCAUUUGAAAUUUAGGAUUGAAAUAAACACUUCUUAAUUCAAUGAGUCAGAUUUAACUUUGAGUAAAUAUGUUUGGUUUAAAGUGGUUAUUCACCCUUUUGCCAUUAUUUUCAAAAUAAUUGUGUCUCAGAUGUCCUUGUUUACGUGCAUAUGACAGGUCAGACUACUUACUUCAUGUAGUACUGCUCCCUGUACUUAAUAUUAUGCUAACACUCUUACAUUGUUUUGACUACUUUAGAGAAGUUGAUCAUUUUGCAUCCUGGUUGGAAAUGAUCAGAAGUGACACACCUUACGGUCAGAAAAUUGUUCUUUGUGCCUAAAUGGUCCCUGUAUUUUGGAUGGGAUUUUGUGCAUUGAUGAGAAGCUGCCAUUUCACAGAUUUAAGUGAUUUUUUUUUUACCACAGGUACACCCACAUACAAGAUAAUAAUAAAAAAACAGUUAUAGUACAUGCACAUUGAAUAUUUAAAUGAUAGUAACUUUUUGUUCUUGCUCCUCUCAGUUCCCAACACUAAUGCACAGGACUCUCUUCAGAAUGGAAACCUUUAGGGUCGACUGUGUCCCAAUUCGCCACAUGCACAGUUCAAAGUGCCGUUCGAAGUACCCGGCCAACGAAGGGUACUCCUCCGUGUACCCACCUUUGUGCUGAAAUGGGACACGGAGCAAACUUCAACCUCUGUCUGUGCACUUACAUAACGUAUCUUAUGUGACAUCGCUGAAAUAAUUAGUUUUAUUAUUUGAUAGAAGAAAAGUCAAGGUGUCAUCGCAGCCGUUUAUUUCUGUUUAAAUUGAAUGAAGUAAGGAUUUAAUCUUUCCCUUUGAAUAUCAAUAGACAAAUGUAAGGUUCGAGGUGAUUUUUUCCCAAUUGUAGCUUCUACAUAACUUUAACAAAAUAUACCUUGUUAAAACGUAAAAACAGAGACAGAGGUAACAGUAUCAUUUUUACAUUCAUAGUCUAUAAACCAGAGAACACUGAUUAGUUGUACAUAUAGUGGGAUAUUGCAGUUUAACGGUUCUGUAUCUGGGCCAGGUUUAAUUUGAUCUGUGGCUAAAUCACUUUAAUACCAGUAGAGGGCACUGUUUACCUUCUAUGCAAUAUAUGUCAAACUCAAGGCCCGCGGGCCAAAUGUGGCCCUCCACAUCAUUUUAUGUGGCCCUCAACAGGGUAAAUUAAAAGGUAUGAUGGUCUUAAAAUCUCAAUUUAUCAGGCAAUACGCAGUUACACAGCCAUAUUUUUACAUCUAAGCAAAUGCAUAUGCAAUAUUAGUAACUUGAAUAAGCAAUAAAUACAGAAAGAGUUAACAAGUUAAAAAAUUAUUAGGUUUAUUUUACAUCUGGCCCUUUGAGAGCAGCUAUUUUGGUGAUGUGGCCCUCGGUGAAAAUGUGUUUGACACCCCUGUUCUUUGCCUUCUAUACCUGAAUGUGCCACAGCUGCACAGGUUUUUUAAUCAUCAAAUACACGGCCUGUAUAUAUCUUUAAUCAGAUUUUAAAGUUUCAUGUAGCAACAGUUUCAUGUCGCACUGUUGUAGGUGACGUAAACCAGUACUUACAUUUGAACGUGUAUUGCGUAGCAGACCCCAUUUGCGUAGACGCGGUGCAUGACGGGAUAUAGCAGUGCGUGAAGUGUGCUCGGAUGCACGCUCCGGCUACGGCCGAUCUCCAUGGAAACGCAUGACACAUUUUCGGGCGCAUCCGUCAGGUGCAUGAAAUGGGACAGCACUUGUCAUGCCAGAAGUUACGUAAGCCCUUAAAUGCACCAUUUGAACAGCACUUGGAACGGUGCAUUUUUUUAACAGCAUUUCCCGUUCCAUUUCUCACCCAAACUGCCUCCAGCGGCCCCCCGGUAAAUUGAGUUUGAGACCCCUGCUUUAGACAAUCUUCACUUUUACCUUCUAUGUUAACGAGACAUAUUUGCAGUUACUAAUGUAUUAUUUAUGGAAAAAGCAAUGUGAAAACCAAUAUGAAAUGUAUCUUUUACAAAAGUGAAGAAUCAAGACACCAAAACCCCUGAAAUG
Molecule: messenger RNA, 3822 nt
Organism: Periophthalmus magnuspinnatus
Lineage: Eukaryota; Metazoa; Chordata; Actinopteri; Gobiiformes; Gobiidae
Gene: pus10
Product: pseudouridine synthase 10
Exons: 18
Coding region: 74-1645 (523 amino acids)
Biological process (GO): tRNA pseudouridine synthesis
Molecular function (GO): RNA binding; pseudouridine synthase activity
Source: RefSeq, a predicted model, not a curated record